UGGAAAUAGAACUGUAUGUAAAACCAUAACCAAAUCUCCGUAUACAAUGUGGCCAUGACAAAGAGGCGUUCAGGAAAUGGUUCUCCUCCUCCAGGUGCAGUGGUGAUGUCACAGCCGGCCAGGUGAACAGGGUCCGGGUUGGCAGAGGGAGCAGUCACCCGAGCUUCAUUCCAGAGGAGGAAGAAGAACAGGCGCCUGCAGUCUGAGGAGUCAAUAUGGUGACCGCCCACAUCGCUGGCCUCCUUCCCCUGACGGUUCUGUGGCUGGGCCUGUGUGAGGUGGUGGCGGUGCCGGAGCAGGGGAUCUGGAGUUCUCCCGUUAUUAAUGGUGACAAGCCUCUCUUUUUCAGAAAGAUAUUGUUCAACCAUACAAACAUACAUCUUAAACUUGACAAAUUUGAGUGUGCAAGUCCUACAAAUAUUACCGUGGAAUGGUAUCUGAAAUAUCACAAGUGUUACAGCGAGUUUUCCACCAUUGAGGAUCUUCAACAAAAUGACCCCAAAGCUUUUUCAGAGAACAAUGAAGAAAACUGGGAAACUUUUACUUGCGAUUCUCAAAGCCAUUCUGUCUCUCUGCAUAAUAAAAAGUUGGCACACGCUGAGAACGUUGCGAAUCAGAACCCUGGCUUUUCCAAUUCAAAGCUACUGGAUGUUGUGGCACAAACCCAGCAAGCUGGACCCUAUGCUUUUGCAGUCCGUUUGUCUUCAGUUCCAAAGGACUCGAAAUGGAGUUUAACAGUGUCUACCUCCAUGGAAAGCCCUUAUGGGUAUAUCUCUGCUUCAGAAUGGCCAUUGAUGAUAUUCUACAUGGUGAUGUGCAUUAUGUACAUCGUCUUUGGACUAAUGUGGUUCAUCUGGUCUGCCUGCUAUUGGAAGGAUUUGUUAAGGAUCCAGUUUUGGAUCGCAGCAGUUAUUUUCUUAGGAAUGCUGGAAAAAGCAGUGUUUUAUGCUGAAUAUCAAAAUAUGAACAGCACCGGAGUGUCUUCUCCUGGUCUGCUGGUAUUUGCAGAGUUGGUUUCUGCUAUUAAAAGAACCCUGGCUCGGUUAUUAGUGACCAUUGUCAGCUUGGGAUAUGGUAUCAUAAAGCCACGAUUAGGAGCAGUGAUGCAUCGUGUGGUUGGAUUGGGAGCUCUCUAUCUGAUAUUUGCCACUGUUGAAGGAGUAAUGAGAGUCAUAAGGACAAAAGAAUCCGAUUUGGUGUUGCUGGCAAGUAUCCCACUAGCUCUGCUGGACUCUGCAUUGUGCUGGUGGAUAUUUGUAAGUCUGGCACAAACGAUGAAGAUACUAAAGUUAAGAAAGAAUGUAGUAAAAUAUUCACUAUAUAGACACUUUACCAACACCUUGAUCUUUGCUAUAUUAGCUUCUGUGAUAUUUAUGGCUUGGAUAACAAAAAAAUUUAGAUUGGCAGAUUGUCCAUCUGACUGGAUGGAGCUCUGGGUAGAUGAUGCUUUCUGGAGAUUCCUAUUCUCCAUUGUAUUAUUGGUUAUCAUGUUUUUGUGGAGACCAUCUGCAAACAACCAAAGGUAUGCAUUCACCCCUCUCAUCGAUGAUUCAGAUGAUGAAGUGGAAGAAUUCCUUGUAACAGAUCACUUCGAUGGCAUGAAGCUUAGAGGAACAAAGACCGAGCCCAAUGGAACAGCGAAGUCUAAUGCUACUAGCAAUGAUGAAGACUUAAAGUGGGUGGAAGAAAAUAUCCCCUCGUCUUUUGCGGACAUAGCCCUUCCAGUAUUACUGGACUCUGACGAGGAGAUCAUGAUGACCAAAUAUGAAAUGUCUAAAACAGAGUGACAUCCCGAGAGAUUACUUCUCAUCUAGGAACUGUGAACCGCUCCGCCACAGCGUCAGCAUUGGUAGAGACUACUUCAGUGUUGAAGACUUUGAAGAGUAAACUAAUGUAUGCUGUGUUAACACUAUUUAUCAGAGACGUUUCUUAUUUUUACACUUUACUAAAAAAAAAAAAAAAAAAAAAAUCUGUUCUACGAGAGGAUUAUUUUAUAGUAAAGCAAAGGUGAAGAGCCUUCAUCGCAAUUCCCCCCCCCCCCCCCCCCUUCAUUCCGGUAAACGUUGUGCUUUUGUUUUUUGGGCUGGAUUACAAAUGCUAAGCCUUGACACGUUAACUAUACGAAUAGUACACGCUAUUUCUUAUGUUUUAGGAUGGUGAUCAUUAAGGAACAUGAUCUACCAUUUUGCUCCUGUCAUCCAGCGACACAGGACGUGUAUGGUCUGUACUGGUGAUGUAGAUGGUCACGGUUAAGACCCCUUUUUUUUUUUUUUCUUCUUCUGCAGUACCCUUAUGCAAAUGUGCUAUUUAUUUUAUAUUUGUUCGCUUCCAUCUUAAUUUUAUGAUUUCUUCAUAUUCUUUGCCUUAAAAAUAAAAAGAAGCACAUUCUGGGCACGUGGCAAGAGAGAACCGAGGGAGAGAUCUUCUCUUCUAAUAUGCAUACGUUUUUGUGAUGCACAUUUCCUAUACGCAGAAUUACGUGUAUAUAUUUUGCAAGAACAGCUAUCAUCCCAUGCUAAUAAAGCUUUUCAGCACAUUUCUAUUCAAGGAAAAUGAAGUUUGUACAAUUUUGAAGCAUUCGGACAGUCUGUACCCUCCACCGCUUUGCUUUAAUUCUUACAAAAGCAAUAACUACAUUAUUUUUUGCUUGCACAGGUUUGCAUGCAGCUCAGUGCACCUGCACAAUAUUAUGUUGUCAAUGUGAAUAUUAGCAAAAAAAAAAAAUGUUUUUCUGUGCUGAGGUUUCUAUUCAGUAUUUUGCAUUUUACUCACAAAUAAUAUAUUGUCCAUUGUAUUAUGGAGUUUAAAUUCAAGUGGCCAUCUACAUUGCUGCUAUUAUUUCGGGUUUUUAAAAGGAGGUUCUUCGGGCUUUAUAAUAUUUAAUGUCCUGUCUUCGGGAUAGGUCAUCAAUAUCAGAUCGGCGGUGGUCUAACACACGGCAUUCCGCCUGACAUCUGUAAGAGAAGACAGCGCACGCAGUGUGCACAUGCCGUCUCCCGCCUCUCUUCCUGUACACUGAUGCCAUGUCUGUGGCAAGCAGGAAGAAAGAAGAGAGACGGCACCUGCACACUGUGGGGAUAGGUCAUCAAUAUUAUAAAGCCUGGACAACUAAGUUAAGGUGUCCAAAUAAGAAGGGGAAGAAAACCAAGUUAUGUAUUUCUGUUCUCAAAAAAGUUUCUCUUUGGUCAUAAUGCCUGAGCCUGGACAGUUUUGUACAUGGCAAUGUUUGGUUGGGGUGUGCAUUUAUUAAUGUGCAGCUAUUGGGCAGCACCCUACAGUUUCUGAAUAUUGGAAUAACUACAAAGACCACAAGGUAAGGGGCUUCAGGCGUUACCUUGACGGGAGGGACAUUUUAAACCAAAUACUGCAUUUCUUUUUAAAUUCAGUUGUGGCCCUGUGGGGAAAAUUACAGUGCAAAUAAUUACUUACGGUGAGCACUUAGAGUCCAAAAGCCAGCAAAUGUUUGGGUUCCAUCAAAUCCAUAGAUAUAUAUAUAUAUAUUUUUUUUUAUAAUUAAAACAUUUUUUUUAUAAUCCCCCCCCCCCCCCCUUACUAGUUUUGAUACAUGACCCAUUUUACUACAGGUUGACUUCUGUUGUAUAUGCAUUGACUUCCCCUACACGAGAAAAAAAUUCUCUGAAUUUUGUCAUUUUGGCCGACCAUCAUUUAAAAAUUUUAUGCAAUGGCAAAAAGGCAGACAGGAAAAUCUGCCAGGCUGGAAAAUGUUGGCUGUGGUCUGCUGACACACGGCACUUUGCACUAGCCCUGUUUUUGUUUUUUGUUUUUUUCCAGUUUUAUCUGUCGAGUUGCUGGUGGGAUUGUAUGAACAUCCUGGAUUAUGCUUUUCUCAUGUGUAUGGCGGGCUUUAUGGCAUGUUCAGAUGUGUUAGUAGCACAGUGUAAAAC
This is a messenger RNA of Bufo gargarizans (Asiatic toad), 3905 nucleotides long. It is a transcript of the gene TMEM87B, whose product is annotated as transmembrane protein 87B. Bases 216 to 1787 code for a protein of 523 amino acids. The transcript is spliced from 20 exons. Gene Ontology annotation, biological process: retrograde transport, endosome to Golgi. Lineage: Eukaryota; Metazoa; Chordata; Amphibia; Anura; Bufonidae. Gene Ontology annotation, cellular component: membrane; Golgi apparatus. The record is from RefSeq and is a predicted model, not a curated record.